AUGGCUGAGAAAACAUCAAUAACAUCAUAUCAAUAUCCAACAGAUUUAGCGAAUGUAAUUAUUGAAUGCCCAGAAAAUAUUAACGAAGAAGACGAAGAUGAUAACGAUGAUGAUGAUGAUGAUGAUGAAAUAAACCAACCAUUGUAUCCUUCAGUGCAACAACAACCAUCAAUAUUAUAUAAUUAUAAUAAUGGUCAUCAACAUUUUUCUCCACCAGUUUCUUCAACAUCACGUCCAGCCGAAUUCGAUUUAUUACUGGGCGAAGACGAUGACGAUGGCGAACAUACAUCAGCAUUAUUACUUAAUUUAGCACCUCCGACGCCUGUAACUAUUCAACGAGUAGCAUCCGAAGAUGAAUAUAAUUUUUAUUCCAAGCGUAAACGUGCGAAAUUUGUUGGACCAUAUUUAUUUGGCGAAGUUCUUGGACAAGGCUCAUAUGCGAAAGUAAAAGAAUGUUUAGAUCGUCGGAAUUUAUGUCGUCGGGCUGUUAAAAUCAUGCAACGUCAUCGAUUACGUAAAACGCCACAUGGCGAAAAAAUGGCUGCAACAGAAAUACGUAUAUUAAAAAAAUUAAAUCAUCCAAAUAUAGUUAAACUAUAUGAUUUCAUACGAAAUGAUGAAAAACAAAAAUUAUAUCUUUUUAUUGAUUUAUGUGUUGUUUCAUUACAAGAAAUGCUUGAUUCUGAUGAACGACAAAAAUUAAAACUUAGUGCUUUUCCAACAUGGCAAGCGCAUGGCUAUUUUAUACAGUUAAUUGCUGGAUUAGAAUAUUUACAUUCAAAAUUUAUUAUUCAUAAUGAUAUUAAACCAGGUAAUCUAUUAAUAACUGUUGAUCAUCAAUUGAAAAUUACUGAUUUUGGUACAGCUGAACAACUUGAUAUGUUUAGUCUUGAUGACACUCUCAAGCGAAGUCAAGGUACUCCUGCAUUCCAAUGUCCAGAAAUCGCUAAUGGCGAAGAUACCUACAGUGGCUUUUCUAUUGAUAUAUGGUCAUGUGGUGUUACAUUAUUCAAUUUAGUUACUGGUAGUUUACCAUUUGAAGCCGACAAUAUAUAUCUUUUAUUUCAAACGAUCGGCAAAGGUGUUUAUACAAUACCUGAUGAUAUUGAACCACAUUUACAAUCACUUCUACAUGGUUUAUUACAUAUUGAUAAAAAUUUACGUUUUACAAUCGAACAAAUAAAACAACAUGAUUGGUUUCGGCGACGACCACCACGUACAUUUGAUUUUUUACCAUUUCCGUCGUCAGCAUUAAAUCGUUUUCAAACGUUUCCAAUGUAUGAUUAUCUAGCUGAAUUACAUCAACCAUCAUCAGAAAAUGGUGAAGAUCAACAACAAGUACAACCGCCAGAAAAUCUUAACUUUCCUGACGGUACAAUAUCAAUAGUGCGUCCUUCGAGUAACAAUCAACAAGAACAACUUCCUUUUGAAGAACAACGGCAUCAUCGACGUAGUAUUCGAUCUGCACUUAUUAAUUGUAGUUGUAGUCGAACAAUAAGUAGUGAUAAUAUUCAUCAAACAAAAAAUCGAAAUAGACAAGACCAUCGAAUAUGUUCCUUGUCUUGA
Messenger RNA from Rotaria socialis, 1566 nucleotides. NCBI's taxonomy places the organism in Eukaryota, Metazoa, Rotifera, Eurotatoria, Philodinida, Philodinidae. The record is from the annotation of a GenBank genome assembly.